This is a messenger RNA of Trichoplusia ni (cabbage looper), 2934 nucleotides long. Its product is annotated as glutamate receptor ionotropic, delta-2-like. The coding region runs from base 667 to 2277 and encodes 536 amino acids. The record is from RefSeq and is a predicted model, not a curated record. Gene Ontology annotation, molecular function: ligand-gated monoatomic ion channel activity. Gene Ontology annotation, cellular component: membrane. The transcript is spliced from 10 exons. NCBI's taxonomy places the organism in Eukaryota, Metazoa, Arthropoda, Insecta, Lepidoptera, Noctuidae.
AUAUAUAUAUGUGUAGGUACUAUAUUGUACUACGUCUAACGUCUAACUGAGAAGGCGAAGAUCAUGACUUAAAAAAAAACAUCCAUCUACUUCAAGACUGCAGUUAUACUAUAUCGUCCACUUUCUAAACACAAAUUGUUAAAAAAAUAAUAAAUCAUUCUUCAAAAAUACAUAAAAUUCAAACGUGUAAUCAAGGUACGAGCUUCAUACAUGGGAUAUGGAGAUCAAUAAGUAGAUAGUAGAUAUAUAUCGAGACUUGCCCGGUAGGUAUGUCUAUUUGAACACAAAGUACAAAUACCGUCAUUUAGUCAACAAAAGGUUUGUGCAUAUUAUUUGCUGUAGCUUUAUUUCAUGGAAAAAAUGUACUCACCAAGUUUCGAAUUAAAAAAAAUCGCAAACGUGAAGGUGGCGUAACCGCGUGUGUCAUGUCGCAAAACAAUAACAAAAUAUCCAUUAGCCUUAGUGGUUUCUGUUUAGUGCAGCCGACUCUUAAACAAAUCAUCUUCAUAUUUUAUUUUGUUUAAUGCGAAGACCAUUUAUCGAGCUACGUUUUACUCUACUGUUGUUGACCCAAUAGGCUUAACUUAUUUGAUUCCAAACGAACAGUACCUUGUAGAACAGAUUUUGAAUGUGUCCGAAAUUGGGUGUUCUGAUUACAUUGUGAGAAUGCAAGAACCGCAAAAGUUCAUGGUUGCGUUCGAACGUGUUGUUCAUAUAGGAGACAUAAGAAGAAGUGAUCGAAAGAUUAUAAUACUGCCAUAUGAUGAGGACUACAACGAAAACAGAGAAAUAGAUUUGCCUUCUAUGGUGUUUUCUAUGAAGGAGAGCCAUUUCGUUGCAGAUAUGUUGAUGAUCGAGAACUAUAAAAGUGACACAAAUUGCAAGUUAUUUGAUUUGAUAACACACAAAUUUGUUGGCUCAGAUAAUGAAAUACAAUUGCCGAUACAUUUAGAUCGUUGGAAUUCGUGUACAGAGAAAUUCGAGAAUCAAGCCAAUUUAUUUCCCCAUGACAUGACAGAUUUGUACGGUAAAACGGUGAAGGUGGCUUGUUUUACUUACAAGCCUUAUGUUCUGUUGGACAUAGACCCCGCUAUUGAACCUCUUGGUAGAGAUGGCGUGGAGGUCAGGAUUGUUGAUGAAUUUUGCAGGUGGAUUAAUUGCACUGUGGAAGUUGUGCGGGAAGACAAAGAUCAGUGGGGAGAAAUUUAUGAAAACCAAACCGGUGGCAUUGGAGUUAUAGGAAGUGUUGUAGAAGAUCGAGCUGAUCUAGGAAUAACGGCGUUAUAUUCUUGGUUUGAGGAAUAUCGCGUUAUGGACUUUUCAGCCGCUGGCGUGAGGACUGCUAUAACUUGCAUCGCCCCAGCACCAAGAUUAUUAUCAAGUUGGGAAAUGCCGUUAAUGCCAUUCACAUGGUUUAUGUGGCUUGCUGUUGUAUUUACAUAUUUCUGCGCAUCCAUAGGACUUUUGAUUGCACACGGGUGUGUUACGACAUCAUACCCCUUUUUGAAUGUUCUUGGAAUGAUGAUAGGGCAAUCUCUUUACGACGAUAGCGCAUCGUGGACAAUCCGAAGAGUCACAGGCUGGCUACUUAUAGCUGGCCUAAUAUUAAGCAGUGCCUAUGGUGCUGGUCUUGCCUCUACAUUCACAGUUCCUCGAUAUGAGCCGUCUAUUGACACGGUACAAGACAUUGUGGACAGAAAAAUGGAAUGGGGAGCCACGCAUGACGCUUGGAUAUUCUCACUUACUUUAUCUACAGAACCACUAGUAAAACAGUUAGUAAGCCAAUUUCGAAUACGUUCGUUUGAUGAAUUAAAGAGAAAAAGUUUUACAAGAAGCAUGGCGUAUAGCAUUGAAAAAUUACCCGCAGGAAACUUUGCCAUAGGAGAAUAUGUUACCCAAGAAGCAAUACUAGAUAUGAUGAUAAUGCUAGAAGAUUUUUAUUACGAGCAGUGUGUUAUAAUGUUGAGAAAGAGUUCUCCAUAUACACCUAAAGUCAGUGAAUUGGUUGGACGUUUACAUCAGUCUGGUCUUCUAUUGGCAUGGGAAACACAGGUCGCUUUAAAACAUCUAAACUACAAAGUGCAAGUUGAAGUUAGACUAUCAAGAUCCAAGAACGACGUUGGAACCACAAAGCCUUUGAAUCUUGGGAAUGUUAUGGGAGUCUUCAUCAUAUACGUAGUUGGCGUAAUAUGCGCCUGUGCAACUUUUUUGGCAGAGAUCUACGUGCAUCGACGAAAAGUGAAGAAGGAGCUCACUCAUUUGGAAUCAUUAGAUUAAAGAAUAUUUCACCGAGAAUAACCAUUAACUUAGUGGCUAGAAGUAUUUAGCGCCAAAUGUAUUUUAUGCAUUCAUAUUUGUACAUAUCACGAGUAUCAGAAUUUGUCUUUUCUAACUAGCGUUUACGAUUUGGCAAAAAAAUUAACGUAAAAAAACGAAUUAUUUAGGUGGUAACUAUGUACUGUAUGUAGUAGCUUAACAGGGGUCGUCGUUUUAUAAGACUUCAGAAAGGAGGAGAGUAUGCAGAGUCAAAAAAUAGGCGGUUCUCACUUCGUCGGUUCUUUUCUUUGUGUGCCCUCAGAACCGAUUUUGAUUUUUUAUUUCGUGCGUAGCUAUCAGUUGGUCCCAUAAAAUUUAUUCAUUUAGUAAGUCUCAGUCGUUCGUAUGUUUUUGUUUAAAACAAUAUUAAUAAAAUUACUUACCUGCUUGCUUAUUAUGCACUAAAAUAUUGACCCAUGUAACCCCUUUUUCCAUCAAUAAUAUUGUGAAAAAGUUAUUUGAAUAUUACCGCGGCUCCAUACAAAAACAAUUUCUUUUAACCAUAUCAUAUCUAAAGUCCCUUCAAAUACCUAAUUAUAAUUAUUGAUUUGAAAAUAUUACGAAAAGCCCUUCUACUGAUUGAAAAACGAUUCAAAACAAUUAUUUUUUACAAUUAAU